This is a messenger RNA of Durusdinium trenchii, 672 nucleotides long. NCBI's taxonomy places the organism in Eukaryota, Dinophyceae, Suessiales, Symbiodiniaceae. The record is from the annotation of a GenBank genome assembly.
AUGGCAGGUAUCUACACUGUAGAUGAGGUUCAGUACCAGAUUGUUAAAGGGCCCGAGUUUUCCCGGGACGACAGCCCCUUCAUGUUGGAGAACUUUUUGGAGGUGGAACCUGAGGAGGGUGACUACGACAAGCUUCAGGAGGGUGAGGCGGGCAGUGAGAGCACGGGCUCAAACUCAGAUGACGGGAACAAGAACAACGUCAAUCGAAUGAUUCAUGCUGCCUUCGAGAGGUAUGGCAAGCCUGACAUGCCAGCCAAGUUCUGGCACAAAGAUGAGGAGUGGCUAUCAAGAUGUGAAGGCCGCGGAACUCGGAAGCGGGCUGCAGCUCAUGCUUUGCUGGUUCGUGGGACUGGUAUCUUCCGUGUCAACGGCAAUGAGGACAUGUACGCCAGAUGGCCUCAGAUCUACAACCGCAUCGAUGUCUGCCAGCCGUUCAAGCUGACCGGCACUGCCGGACUAUACGACGUCUUCGUUGCGGUCAGAGGGGGUGGAUGGAGUGGCCAGGCUGGUGCAACCCGCCUUGCAAUUGCGCGAGCUUUGUUUCAGGCAAAUCCAGCUUGCCACGAUCGGCUUCAGGAAGGAUUCUGCUUGUUGGAGGACACACGGCAAAAGAUGUCGUCAAUGGCAGGAAGGCCUGGCUCACAGUCCAACUACGCUUGGAACAAACGCUGA